Lymnaea stagnalis (great pond snail) is the source of this 4653-nucleotide messenger RNA. The record is from the annotation of a GenBank genome assembly. Lineage: Eukaryota; Metazoa; Mollusca; Gastropoda; Lymnaeidae.
ACCGUGAACCCGUCUGGUGUUGUAAACGUCUUGUCCAGUUCACAAUCUAGUCCUAUACAUCAAACACAACGUAAGUAGACACAUGUCUCUUCUCAAUCAACACCUCAAUCAACCCCGAGUCAAUGUCUUCAACGCUGCAGAUCUGUCCAUUUGUCACCUAUUCUCUCAUCGAUCUAUCUGAAAGGCAAUCUGUCUACACUCUAACUUUACUGUACUGCAUCUUCUUCAUCAAUUCUUUACUGUUAUAGACAUAUAAUCACAAAAAUGCAAACAUUUAUUAACAUAUAUUUUGUCAACAGCCCAACAACCUUCUGCUCCUGUACAGUAAUAAUAUAAGUUGACAAUCAUAAUUAAUAUAAUUUUUAAUAGUGAUUCGUAUACUGUGCACAUAUCACUGAUUCGUAUACUGUGCACAUAUCACUGAUUCGUAUACUGUGCACAUAUCACUGAUUCGUAUACUGUGCACAUAUCACCACGACAUUUAUCAGAUAGCAAACAAAAUUCUUUUGAAAAAAGUAAGAAAAAAAAAUGGAGGAAUGGAAAACCGUAAAUAGGCCUAUUGUUUUGUGAUAUGACAUGCUUUUAACGUAUGGAAAUCUAAAAACAUAAUUAAAACUAUUUGGGAUAAUAAGUUUGAUUUUGUUUAACUUAAAAUGUGUCAGAACUAGUAUAGAUCCCACGACCUCCGUAUUGCCAAACAACUUUCUAUCUUUAAAUUGACAGACAUCUGUUUUAUUUUUAAUAAGGUUUCGGUACUGGUGAGGGGCAUUCCCCAUUAACUUGAACAUACUGAAUGCAUCUAGCUAGAUGCGUUGUUUAUUGGUGUAUAGCAUGUUUAUUUCAGUGACAUUCAUGUGUAUAUUAUAUUAUCAGGGCCGUUCAUACGGUUGCUGGCACCCAAAUCGUGCUUAACGUUUGCGCCCCUUUUAAGUACUAUCAUAAAAAUUUGGACAGUACGAACAAUUAACCUACCUUGGAAAGUAUGAACAAUUAACCUACCGUGGGCAGUAUGAACAAUUAGUCUACCGUGGACAGUAUGAACAAUCAGCCUACCGUGGGCAGUAUGAACAAUCAGCCUACCGUGGACAGUAUGAACAAUCAGUCUACCGUGGACAGUAUGAACAAUCAGCCUACCGUGGAUAGUAUGAACAAUUAGCCUACCGUGGACAGUAUGAACAAUCAGCCUACCAUGGGAAGUAUGAACAAUCAGCCUACCGUGGACAGUAUGAACAAUCAGCCUACCGUGGACAGUAUGAACAAUCAGCCUACCGUGGACAGUAUGAACAAUCAACUUAUCGUGGACAGUAUGAACAAUUAGCCUACCGUGGACAGUAUGAACAAUCAGCCUACCGUGGACAGUAUGAACAAUUAGCCUACCGUGGACAGUAUGAACAAUCAGCCUACCGUGGACAGUAUGAACAAUUAGCCUACCGUGGACAGUAUGAACAAUUAGCCUACCGUGGACAGUAUGAACAAUUAGCCUACCGUGGACAGUAUGAACAAUCAGCCUACCGUGGACAGUAUGAACAAUCAGCCUACCGUGGACAGUAUGAACAAUCAGCCUACCGUGGACAGUAUGAACAAUCAGCCUACCGUGGACAGUAUGAACAAUUAGCCUACCGUGGACAGUAUGAACAAUUAGCCUACCGUGGACAGUAUGAACAAUUAGCCUACCGUGGACAGUAUGAACAAUCAGCCUACCGUGGACAGUAUGAACAAUCAGCCUACCGUGGACAGUAUGAACAGUUAUCGUCUGGAUAAUUUUUUUCUUCUUGCCCUUAUGAUCAGCAAAUCUUUUUUAUGCACUUUCUAUUGUUCUUCCGUGGCGCACACAUGCAAUGAUUUUUCCUAUUUUGGAAGAUCGUUGAUGGCACCCUAUGCACAUGGUGCCCCGGGCAACUGCCCGACUUGUCGGUACCUUAAAUAUUAUGUUAGUCAAGAAAAUCGAUGAUUCUACAAACUUUGGUAGAUUAAAAUAUAAUCUUUGACCGAGGUGUUCACCAAACGUCUGCUCAAGGACAAUAACAUUUUGGACCAAAAUUGUCGUGGAAACAAUUUCAGAAACAUUCAAAGCCAACGUUAAACUUAAGACGAGUAUUUUUGUUUGAAAGUCACGAUUGGAAAAGAAAGAAUCUACGAAUGCAACUACUGCACUAGUUACACCAACCAUGUCAGUCACGUGUUUAAGAAACUUCGCAACCAUUUAAAUUUAAAACUUAUUGAAGGGACACAGUUGUAGCUACUCUUUGGUUGUCCACUCUCUUAGUGUCGAUAUGUCUUGGAGUAAUAUCAGUGAUAAAAAUCAAUUAAAUGAAGCUAUCAAUGGCAUAUCAGGUUCCAGUCGUUGUGUAACGUGUUUUAAAGUGACGAGGAGGUGCGUGCCAAGAUAUUGACCCCCUCCUAGACCCCCCCCCUCUCUGAAGUUGACCGCAAAUGCCACCCCUUCAUAUAGUCUAAAGAAAAAUGACUGCCCGGUCAAGACGACCCACCCCCUCCCCCACAAUUUUUUUUUCGCGCCUCUCCUUUACCCUACUACACUGCCCAAAUGGACCUAUGGCUGCUUAUAAAAAUUAUAAAAAUAAAUGGAUUCCUUUGUAAAAGAAACGGGGGUACUAUUAAGGGUGGGGUGGGAUAUUUAAGGUAAACUCCCGUUCGAGACACCUUCGCAUGCUGCAAUGUCGACGGCAGGUGAGUUGGCAGUGUUUCUCAAACACACACACACACACUGGCACACACCCACAUCAUCAUUUCAAACAUGUGAAGCACAUGCAGUGGCCUACUAGUAUGAACAAAGUCGUUUUAGAGGUUCAAGAUAAUGUCACAAGCGGCGUUUUUAAGAAGGUAUGCAUUUUAAAAGACUCACUUUUGUUUACCUCGUCAUCAGUUCCUAAGGCUGGUUCUUUCUUCAGUCAUCAAUCAUGAGUCCACCAAGUGUUAGCACUGCUGAUGGAUCCGGCAAGAGUUUUGACCUCCAGAAGUAUCACAUUUCCUACAACACGGGCUUUAUGCUGGAGGAUCCGUUAGUAAGUAGUUCUCACGUAUAAUAAAAUACUAAAACGUAGUCUCGAAAUGUAAGGGAAGGGAAUUGAGUGCAAUAAAUCGAUCGAGUCAAUAUAAUUAUUAGCAUCGUGAUCUAAUUUACAAUAAAAGCAAACCUGUACAUCUCUUCACAAAAUACUGUUGUUAUUUUUUUAUUUUUUUUAAUGAUCAUUUGAAUUUAAAAGUUUUGCUUAUUAUUUAAAAUCCUAGACUAGUCUGCCUCCGUACUUUGACCAAUGGCACGUUCUAGCAAGUUCUGUGCCAAAGUUGCUGAUAGAAAAGAAAGUCAGAGAAGCUGUGUCAAAGGUAGGUCAGUGUUCGGUCACGAAUGGAUUGACAAAUGUGUUUAUAUUUUGACAAACCAAGCUUUUAAAAAUAUCAUGUUAAACACUUUUACAUUAUUGAGAUUAUUUGCAAAUUUUGCAUAGCACAAAGUAAACAUAGCAUAGCACAUUAUAGUAAUUGAACAUAGCAUAAUACAAACUGACAUUUCAAUAGAUAUUAGAAUUGGUUUUGGGUCGGGGUGUGGGGUGGGAGCUGUGAAUUUUCAGGUAAAUUAUUUAUCAGUUUCUCAUCUCUACAAGAUGUGUAUUUCAUUAAUAUAUAUAUAACCUAAUUUACUAUAAAAAAAAUUGUAUGGUAUUAAAAUAAAUAACUAAAUAUUAGGCUGCGGAAAGGUAACUCAAAUAAAUAAUACUAAACAAACUUUAUCACAGUUGCCAGUUUUAGACCAUGAAAAGUUGGCCAGUUACCGCCAGUUAAGACUUGCUCAUCUACAACUGAGCUACAUCACGGCUGCUUAUGUCUGGCAGAAUGGGGACAAAGACCCACCUCAGGUGUAGUAUUAAUUCUUAUUUAAACAGAUAAUCACACAUUUUCUGAUUUCUAUUAAGCUGAGUAAAUGAGUAGGCCUACAUAAUUAUUAGUUACUGCCUUGUGAAUCCUUCAUAAAAUGUUAUUCAACUACCUAUUUACUUUAAAAAGUAGAAUAUUUUUGUCAUCGACAAGAAAAAGGAAUAUUUUAGAUGUGAUUAUGUUUAUCUAGAUGCAGCUGCUUUUAAGUAUUAUAAAUUAAUGAAAAGUGAAUCAGAAGAAAAAUAAUCCACACAAUUUUGCUGCUUCUCAAAGGUAUAAUGUGAAAAUAUUUAAGAAAAUAUCAGUUAUGUUUGUUUCCUAAAAAUGUUGUAGAUCUGUAGACUAACUGACAAUUUCAGUGUUUUCAAUUUUAUUUACAUGGGUUAACAGUUUAAAGUAAUAUAUUGUAAAUUAUUGUUAAAUGUAUGCAUUUAUCUCAAUGACAUAAUUAUAUUUUCUACUGUUCCUAUAUUGAAAAUAUUUUUUUGAAAGUUACAAUUAUGUUUCAUCAUUUUUCUCUGGAUUAAAUUAUUGGUACUUUAUAUUGUAUAUGCAUUCAAUAAUCAUUUGCAUGCUAUCUAAAUAAAUAAUCUAUUCUUCAAUCAUAAAAGUGUUCAAAUGUGUUGAUAUUGUUUCUCAGGUCCUGCCUAAAAGUUUGGCUGUUCCACUUUAUGAAAUAUCUAGAAAGCUUGGUCUACAACCUGUUUUGUGUCACACUGAUCUGGCACUGGCAAAUUGGAAAAAGAAAGAUCUCAAUGG